AUGAAGAGAUCCUCCACCGUCGCAUCACCACCGUAUCUCUCCCUCUUUCUCCUCCUUAUUCUACCGUCGCUAGCUCAAUCCUCCUCCGACGACUUAAUCGACAAAAUAUGCAAAGCUACACCGUUUUGCGACCUCUGCGAAGCCUCUCUCCGACCACUCACUCCUUCACCUUCCGAUCCCAAAUCUCUAGCCGCCGCAAUGACAAACGUUGUUCUCGGAAACAUAACCGAUACAUUAGUAUACGUCCAGUCUCUGAUCAAACACGCUCACGAUCCUGCGGCGGAGCGAGCCCUGGCUCAAUGCGCCGAGCUAUACCGACCGGUGGUUAAGUUCAACAUUCCUCAGGCGAUCGAAGCAAUGCAGCGAGGGGAGUUUGGAUUCGCGACGUAUGUGCUCGGAGACACCGAGAAACAGACUGAUUCUUGUCAGAAAGGGAUCAAUAGUGCCGGAGCCGAUGAUGAAAGCUCGGUGGCUCUUACGGCAAGAAACAAGCUUGUUAAGAAUCUUUGUGACGUGGCUAUUUCUGUGAUUAAGUCUCUAAUGCAAGGUCCUUAA
Arabis nemorensis is the source of this 555-nucleotide messenger RNA. The record is from the annotation of a GenBank genome assembly. Lineage: Eukaryota; Viridiplantae; Streptophyta; Magnoliopsida; Brassicales; Brassicaceae.